This is a messenger RNA of Neurospora hispaniola, 3983 nucleotides long. RefSeq names its product Lon protease-like protein, mitochondrial. The record is from RefSeq and is a predicted model, not a curated record. NCBI's taxonomy places the organism in Eukaryota, Fungi, Ascomycota, Sordariomycetes, Sordariales, Sordariaceae. The coding region runs from base 175 to 3498 and encodes 1107 amino acids. Gene Ontology annotation, molecular function: ATP binding; single-stranded DNA binding; ATP hydrolysis activity. Gene Ontology annotation, cellular component: mitochondrial matrix. Gene Ontology annotation, biological process: mitochondrion organization; protein quality control for misfolded or incompletely synthesized proteins; protein catabolic process. The transcript has 2 exons.
CCUCCCCUCCCCUCCCCUCCCCUCCCCUACGACUGCAACUCCCGUCCACUGUCGCCUUUGGUCCGAUUUCGGGUCCGCUCUCUUCUAAGAAAAGACGACAAUCCUCCUCACGAAGCUCGACCUCUCUACGAUAUCCUUCUUACCCAGGUCCGCUCGACACUGCCUGUAUUCACGAUGCUGUCCCGACAGCGCAUCCCGCGCAUCCUCGCGUCGAGGACAUCGCUUGCGCAUUCGGUUAGGUCUUUCAGCUUGACCACUUCUUCGAUACGCCCGGUCGCCGCGGCUGGGCAACAUGCCGUGACCCGGCCCCGACACGAAAGACCGACGAACCUCUCGAGUUUCUCAACGUACACUGCUCUGGGGAAGAAGAACGACAAGGGCUUUUUCGACAACUCGAUCGAGCCACUAUCAGAGGAGGAGCGCAAAGCAAACGUUGAGCACGCCGAGGCCGAGGCAAAGGAGGCCGAGUCGAAACAGACCAAGUCCAAGUCUUCGGCCUCGGAUGCCCCGGCGCCGGCGCCAGAAGAUGGAAAGGCUGGCGCUGCUGGCGGUUCAUCUGCCGGCUCAGGCUCAGGCGCAGACGGUGGUUCCGGAGACGGUGGCAAGCGCGGCCGCAAGCCCGGUGAUAAGGCAUUGGCGAAGCCCGUCGUACCAGAAAUCUACCCCCAGGUCAUGGCGAUUCCUAUAGCGAAGCGACCGCUCUUCCCCGGUUUCUACAAGGCCAUUACCAUCAAGGACCCCAAUGUCGCUGCGGCUAUUACAGAAAUGAUCAAGCGCGGCCAGCCAUACGUGGGAGCGUUCUUGUUCAAGGACGAGAACGCCGACGACGAUGUGAUCCGGAACCGCGACGAUGUCUAUGACGUCGGUGUUUUUGCGCAGAUCACCAGCGCUUUCCCCAUGAACAAUCAGAACGGCGAGGGUGCUAGUCUCACCGCGAUCCUUUACCCCCACCGGAGAAUCAAACUGUCGGAGCUUAUUCCUCCUGGCUCGCCUGAGGCUGCCUCGAUCGAUGGUGCGAAGGAGGGUGCUGCUCCUGAGCCGGUGCCUGAACCGAUCCCCAAGGUGACCGACGAGUCCGAGCAAAAGGGUGACGUGGUGGCGAGCUUUGAGGAAAGCGCUGUGACACCCAGGCCCGAAGCAAGCCAGAAGCCCUACGAGCCGACGUCGUUCCUCAAGAAGUAUCCUGUCAGUCUUGUUAAUGUAGAGAACUUGACGGAAGAACCCUACGACCCCAAGAGCCAGGUUAUACGCGCCGUUACGAACGAGAUCGUAAACGUCUUCAAGGAGGUCGCUAGCAUGAACAGUCUCUUCCGGGAUCAGAUUUCCACCUUUAGCAUGAGCCAAUCGACCGGUAAUGUCAUGGCUGAGCCAGCCAAGCUUGCGGAUUUUGCCGCUGCUGUCAGCGCCGGUGAGCCUGCUGAGCUUCAGGAGGUUCUUUCGAGCCUGAACGUGGAAGAAAGAAUGCACAAGGCUCUUCUCGUCCUCAAGAAGGAGCACGUCAACGCCCAGCUUCAGUCCAAGAUUACCAAGGACGUAGAGCAGAAGAUCACCAAACGCCAGCGUGAAUACUGGCUCAUGGAGCAGAUGAAGGGUAUCAGGCGCGAGCUUGGUAUCGAGUCUGACGGCAAGGACAAGCUCGUCGAAAAGUUCAAAGAGCUCGCCGACAAGCUGGCCAUGCCUGAGGCCGUGCGCAAGGUGUUUGAUGACGAGCUGAACAAGCUCGCCCACCUGGAGCCUGCCGCUUCCGAGUUCAAUGUCACGCGCAACUACUUGGACUGGCUCACCAACAUUCCUUGGGGCCAGAGCAGUGCCGAGAACUUUGACAUUCUGAAUGCUGUCAAGGUUCUGGAUGAGGAUCACUAUGGUCUCAAGGACGUCAAGGAUCGUAUUUUGGAGUUCAUUGCCGUUGGAAAGCUACGCGGCACCGUCGAGGGCAAGAUUCUCUGCUUCGUCGGUCCUCCGGGUGUCGGCAAGACUUCGAUUGGCAAGUCCAUUGCUCGCGCACUUGGUCGCCAGUACUACCGCUUCAGUGUGGGAGGUCUUACCGACGUUGCCGAAAUCAAGGGUCACCGCCGGACAUACGUGGGUGCCCUUCCCGGUCGUGUCAUCCAGGCCCUCAAGAAGUGCAAGACCGAGAACCCCUUGAUCUUGAUUGACGAAAUCGACAAGAUUGGCCGCGGCUACCAGGGAGAUCCCUCGUCUGCACUUCUCGAGCUCUUGGACCCUGAGCAGAACGGCUCUUUCCUGGACCACUAUCUGGAUGUCCCUGUAGAUCUGUCCAAGGUGCUUUUCGUCUGCACUGCCAACCUGACUGACACCAUCCCACGGCCCCUUCUCGACCGUAUGGAGGUCAUCCGACUUUCCGGAUACGUCGCAGAUGAGAAGAUGGCCAUUGCCGAAAAGUACCUUGCUCCUCAGGCUCAGGAGAUGGCUGGUCUCAAGGGCGUUGACGUGCAACUAACAAAGGACGCGAUUGAGGAGCUCAACAAGUCCUACUGCCGCGAGUCGGGUGUCCGUAACCUCAAGAAGAAGAUUGAGCAGGUAUACCGCAAGUCUGCCCUGAAGAUCGUUCAGGACCUCGGCGAGCAGGCCCUUCCCGAGUCUGAAGCUCUUACCGAGGAGGGUAAGGCUGCCCAGGAGGAGACGGAAAAGAAGAAGAGCGAGGAGGCCGCGUCCAGUGAGACCAGCAGCCCGAAGGCCGCCACCGAAGCUUCUGAGAAGGAGACCACGGAGAAGCCUCGGGUUGCCAUGAAGAUUCCUGAAGGCGUCCAUGUCGUUAUCAACAAGGACAACCUCAAGGACUACGUGGGACCCCCGAUCUUCACUUCUGACAGGCUCUAUGAUGUGACACCCCCUGGUGUUACCAUGGGUCUGGCCUGGACCUCCAUGGGUGGCGCUGCCAUGUAUGUCGAGUCUAUUUUCCAGAGCGCGCUGACCUCCAAGAGCGCGCCAUCGCUCGAGAUUACCGGCAAUCUCAAGACCGUCAUGAAGGAGUCCUCCGCUAUCGCCUACUCGUAUGCCAAGGCGGUCAUGGCCAAGGACUUCCCCAAGAACCGCUUCUUCGACAAGGCCAAGAUUCACGUGCACGUUCCCGAGGGCGCUGUGCAAAAGGAUGGUCCUUCGGCCGGUAUCACCAUGACCACCUCUCUGCUGUCGCUCGCGCUCGACACUCCUAUUGACCCCCAGAUCGCCAUGACUGGUGAGCUUACCCUCACUGGCAAGGUGCUCCGCAUCGGUGGAUUGAGGGAGAAGACUGUGGCGGCUAGGCGAGCUGGCUGCAAGAUGGUUGUGUUCCCUGAGGACAACAUGUCUGACUGGCUUGAGCUUCCUGAGAACGUCAAGGAAGGUAUCGAGGGCCGGCCCGUGCGUUGGUACUCUGAGGUCUUUGACCUGAUCUUCCCCAAGCUCGACCGGGAGAAGGCCAACAAGAGCCGGAUCAUCGAGGACGACAAGUCCGAGAAGGAGGAGUCCAAGAAGAAGAACGAUGACGACGAGUAAACAAAGCUGUACGGCAUGGCAUGUAAGAGAAUGGGAAUCGGCUGGCAUAGGAAGCCGAGGAUAUCAAAGCGAAAGAUAGUUGGAGAAUGGCAUUAUCAUCAUCAUCAUCAUUGGCGUUCAAAGGAAAGGAAUGGAGUGCGGGCGGCGGUUAAUAGAGAAACUAAUAACCAUGUGUUGAUCGGAAACGCAGAGCGUCUUUUUCUUUUGGUCUUGGGAACAUAUACAUUUUGCACACACACACACACCUAUCAAGGGGGUUCUUUUCUACAUAGAACAUCUUCACUCUAUCAUGACUUAUUUCAAAUAUCAUCGGUGGCAUUGUUAAUUGUUUUUAAUUAUUUUUUUUUCUUUUUCUUUUUUUCUUUUGUUUGGGUGUGUCUCACCUUUUUUUGCUUGUACAAUAUUACCGACUAGUGUAGGUAGGUAGGUAAGGAAAAGCUUGAUGUCCGGUGCUGGUUAGGUAGUACUUGCUCCUACCAAUCCCA